Molecule: messenger RNA, 1638 nt
Organism: Setaria italica (foxtail millet)
Lineage: Eukaryota; Viridiplantae; Streptophyta; Magnoliopsida; Poales; Poaceae
Product: probable sugar phosphate/phosphate translocator At3g11320
Exons: 4
Coding region: 256-1230 (324 amino acids)
Cellular component (GO): Golgi apparatus
Molecular function (GO): antiporter activity
Source: RefSeq, a predicted model, not a curated record
GGAAAAGAUCUGUCCGCUGCGUUCCCCUAGCUCCGUCCACCCACCGACAGAGGGGGGCGUCUCCGUCUCCCGCCCCGCUCCCAUAAACGCAGAGGCUCACGCAGACGCCUCCCAAGCCCAAACCCACCACCACAACUGCGACCCAACCCGACCCAACCCCCGCACGCAUUCCCACCUCCUCCCUCCCCAGAUCUCCUCCCCCCUGCGCGCGCGCGUCGGGGUGCUGCCGGCGCCCGCGGCGACGACCGAGGAGCCAUGACGGCGAAGGGCGGCGCCACGCCGUCCCCCGGCGGCGCGGGGGCCGCGGCGGGGACCGGGCGCUUCUUCACGGUGGGGCUCGUCAGCGCCUGGUACUCCUCCAACAUCGGCGUGCUCCUGCUCAACAAGUACCUCCUCAGCAACUACGGCUUCAAGUACCCAAUCUUCCUCACCAUGUGCCACAUGUCCGCCUGCGCCCUGCUCUCCUACGCCGCCAUCGCCUGGCUCCGCGUCGUGCCCAUGCAGCUCGUGCGUUCCCGCGUCCAGCUCGCCAAGAUCGCCGCACUCAGCCUCGUCUUCUGCGGCUCCGUCGUGUCGGGGAACGUCUCGCUGCGCUACCUCCCCGUCUCCUUCAACCAGGCGGUCGGCGCCACCACGCCCUUCUUCACCGCCGUGUUCGCGUACAUCAUGACCGUCAAGCGCGAGUCAUGGGUCACCUAUCUCACCCUCGUGCCCGUCGUCACCGGGGUCAUCAUCGCCAGCGGCGGCGAGCCUAGCUUUCAUCUGUUUGGAUUCAUCAUGUGCAUAGGAGCCACUGCAGCAAGGGCGUUGAAGACAGUUUUGCAAGGAAUUCUUCUGUCUUCUGAGGGGGAGAAGCUUAAUUCUAUGAAUCUGUUAUUGUACAUGGCUCCAAUUGCCGUUAUUCUCUUGCUUCCUGCAACUCUCUUUAUGGAGGAUAAUGUUGUUGGCGUUACAAUUCAGCUGGCUAAAAAGGAUUUCACGAUUGUUUGGUUGCUAUUGUUCAAUUCUUGCUUGGCAUACUUUGUCAAUUUGACCAAUUUCUUGGUGACCAAGCAUACUAGUGCACUGACUCUACAGGUUCUUGGAAAUGCAAAGGGUGCUGUGGCAGUUGUCGUCUCAAUUAUGAUAUUCAGGAAUCCUGUGUCUAUAACAGGAAUGCUCGGUUACACUCUCACAGUUAUAGGCGUUAUUCUUUACAGUGAGUCCAAAAAGCGCAGCAACAAGCCGUGAGCACCCUAGAAGACAGUAAAUAUGGCAAUCCUUUCUUUGUCCGGUCAGUGCCCAGAGCUAAUAUAUGAUGGGGAACUACAUCGGGGGUGGUCGCAACAAAUCCUGCGUCGUAUGGCGCCUCAGCGAUUAGACAUUGAGGAUAGAAGUCCAAUAAUACCUGUAGUAUUACCUUGGCAUCUGGGAGGCAUUUUGUUUUGCUAAUGGUGAUGAUGGAUGGAAUAUAAUUUUUUUGUGUUAGAGAACCGUGGCUCACACUGCCAGCAUUGGUUAAUACGUUUAGUUCUUGGAAAUUGCCCCUCUUCUAUUCAUCUGCUAUUGUAAGUUACAUUUUCUUUUGCUCUGAAGACUGCCUGUACCAAACUUUGCUCCAGGACCUCCUAAUAUAUUAUGACACUGAAUUUAAGCUCA